GUAAAGCAGCGACGCAACCGGAAAUGAAAAGUAAAACAUACACAACAAAGAUGGCGUCUCCCGGAGAUCCUAGUGUGAAUGUUUCACACGUGGAGGAAAAGAAAAAGCCUCCAGUUCGGUACUGGCAGGAGCAAGAAAAGGACGAAGAGAAACAUGACAACAAAAAUGAAGAAGAAACUGAAGAGGCUGUGCAGCAGGAAAACAAACAUACACGGAAAGCAAAGAAAAGGAGGCAAACCGAUGAUGUCACGAAUGAAAAGAAAGUCGUAUCAGGGAAAUCGGAUCCUUUCCCUGGGCCUGCUCCCAUUUCAAAGAACAGGUUGCAAAAAUUCAGUAGGAAAGGUCAAACCCAAAAGCUUCACAGACAGCGUCUGAAGCUGAAAGAGAUGAUCACUCGUUCAGAAGAAGCUUCAGAGAUGGCCCAGAAACAAGCUGCUCGCUUCGACCUCCUGCUCCCUGAGGAAGCUGGAUUUUUAGAAGGGGACGAAGAUGAGGACACGUGUAUGAUAUCCCAGGAGGAUAUUGCAGAUGCUGUAGAUAUAACAGCUGGAACAAAGUAUUUUAAUCUUAAGCUGACUCAGUUUGGACCAUAUCGAGUGGAUUACAGCAGAACAGGACGUCACCUGCUGCUCGGUGGAAGCAGAGGUCACGUAGCUUGUGUCGACUGGCAGACCAAACAGCUCAUGUGUGAAAUUAACGUCAUGGAGUCUGUCAAAGAUGUAAAGUGGCUCCACAGUGAGAACAUGUUUGCUGUGGCUCAGAAGAAGUGGCUGUAUAUUUACGACUCCAAUGGGAUCGAGCUGCACUGCAUUCGCCAGUUCAACGACGUCCUCCGAAUGCAGUUCCUCCCCUACCACUUCCUGCUCGCCACGGCGAGUGCCACCAGCUUCCUGCAGUACUUGGACGUGUCGGUUGGAAAGGAGGUGGCAGCCAUCUGCACCAAGACCGGCCGGCUCGACGUGAUGUGCCAGAACCCUCACAACGCCAUCAUCCACCUCGGCCACCCUAACGGCACGGUCACCCUCUGGUCACCGAACCAGAAAGAACCCCUCGUCAGGAUGCUCUGUCACCAAGGAGGCGUGCGCUCGGUCGCUGUGGACAAGACGGGCACAUACAUGGUAACGUCUGGACUGGAUAAAAAGAUGAAAGUCUUUGACAUCAGAGCCUUUAAACCUCUUAAAUCCUACGUCCUUCCUGCCGGAGCUUCAUGUUUGUCUCUGAGUCAAAGAGGACUCCUGUCUGCAGCCACAGGGGACGUCAUUCAGGUGUACAGGGACGUGUGGAGCACUCCAGUCUCUAAACCCUACAUAGCUCACAGGGUUCUGGGAACAGUGUGGGGACAGCAGUUUUGUCCUUUUGAGGAUGUCCUCGGAGUUGGACACGGAGAUGGCUUUACCAGCAUGCUCAUACCAGGUGCAGGUGAGCCUAACUUUGACGGCCUGGACUCAAAUCCUUACCGCAGUGCCAAGCAGAGGCAGGAGUGGGAGGUCAAAGCCCUGCUGGAGAAGAUUCAGCCAGAGCUCAUCAGCCUGGACCCCACAGCGCUCGGGCAGGUUGACGGUGCUACCUUUGAGCAGAGGCACCAAGACAGGGUUCAGGCUCUGGGCUUUGACCCGCUGGCUAAAGAAAAGUUUGUUCCAAGAUUUAAGAAGAAAGGUCGCAGUUCUGCUGGUAGCAUUGAAAGGCGCAAGAAGCAAGUGGCUAAUGAGGACCAGAGGGAUGUUAUCCGAAAAACUGUGGAGGACAAAAUGAAAAUGGAAGAAGAACGGAAGAGGGUGGAGGAGAAGAAGUCAAAACUAUCCGGACAAAAAUCUGCUCUGGACAGAUUCAGAAAGUAGAUGAGGAGUCUUUGUGUUGCUCAGAACGCAGUGACAUUCUGUGGGAUGGACCUUUGACCUUCAUAUAAAAGACACACUUUAUCUGAACGUGGUAAUGUGCUGUAGCAGCAGACAUUCUGGGUGUAGUGGGAACAGCAGUCCUACAUUCUGGGUGUAGUGGGAACAGCAGUCCUGGAUUCAGACGGGAAACAGUUCAUUAAAUCAAUAUUUAAUGCAGCAGUUGGUCUAUUGUAGGGCACGACUGCCGCCUGAAGCACAUCCUCUACAUGUUAACAUGAUGAGCUGGAGGGAUAUCAUCCAAAGUUUGUGUUAAAUAUGUUUUUUGUACAAAUAAACAGAAUUUCUGGAAGUA
Austrofundulus limnaeus is the source of this 2190-nucleotide messenger RNA. RefSeq names its product WD repeat domain 46 (gene wdr46). The transcript is spliced from 14 exons. The record is from RefSeq and is a predicted model, not a curated record. Gene Ontology annotation, biological process: maturation of SSU-rRNA from tricistronic rRNA transcript (SSU-rRNA, 5.8S rRNA, LSU-rRNA). Gene Ontology annotation, cellular component: nucleolus; 90S preribosome; small-subunit processome. The coding region runs from base 24 to 1838 and encodes 604 amino acids. Gene Ontology annotation, molecular function: protein binding. Lineage: Eukaryota; Metazoa; Chordata; Actinopteri; Cyprinodontiformes; Rivulidae.